This is a messenger RNA of Cottoperca gobio, 6404 nucleotides long. RefSeq names its product SH3 domain and tetratricopeptide repeats 2 (gene sh3tc2). Gene Ontology annotation, molecular function: protein binding. Gene Ontology annotation, biological process: regulation of ERBB signaling pathway; regulation of intracellular protein transport. The record is from RefSeq and is a predicted model, not a curated record. The transcript is spliced from 23 exons. NCBI's taxonomy places the organism in Eukaryota, Metazoa, Chordata, Actinopteri, Perciformes, Bovichtidae. The coding region runs from base 1523 to 6082 and encodes 1519 amino acids.
GUCUGGGAUAGCCUCUAACGCUCAAACGCACACACACGCUCUUACUUUCUUUUUCUGCUUCUCUUCUCCUGUGCUUUUGGGCUGACAGCGGAGAAUGACAGCUGUUUCGCCAGUUGUCAUGAGAUUCAAUUCGCCAGUUAAAUGGUGAAACGACACACACACACACACACACACACACACACACACACACACACACACACACACACACACACACACAAACAGAAACACAGAGAUACAUAGGUACACACACACGCCACGCACAUGAGGAAUGAAUUGAGAGAGGGGAGCUGGCAGCAACACAGAGUGUCGUACAAAUGCCGCUAUGCAACAGUGUGGGAAUCUCCCUGCAGGGACAUCUGUCCUAGACACACAGGCAUGUCUGUCCCAGCCCGCUCUCUGUCCGUGCUACUACUGUACCGUCAUGACACGGACAGCUACAUUCAGAUAGACAGGAGCAUAGCUCUAUACAAAACAUGGGUAACACACUUAGCCAAGAAGGUAAAAAGGACAUGGUGUGUGUUUCUGUCCCGUAGCAGCAUGACUGUGCUUGUGUUGACUCAAGCAGUCCUGAUGCUGCUAACUGUGCUCUGUGUUGUAGGAGGGAAAAUAAUAGGCUGUUGUCCUCUUCGGCCUAAUGUCAUGUUGCAUUGUGCUGCUAAAUUGUGCCCCAUUGUCUUGUUAUGAAUGCUUUGCACCAAGAUAACACUGUUCUGCUGUGUUUUUGCACUGACAAAGCAUGUGGAAAAUGAAGAGAAAUGGCAUUUUAAUCAAAGUUAUUCCUUUUUAUUGUGUUACUCUUUGGUUAACAAUGUUUCUUUUUUCUUUUCAAUGGUGUGUGACUGUGUGUCUUAAAACAUGUGACCAGUGUAGGUGUCAGGGGCAGCUGCGUAAGCCUGGAGGUUUUUCUGAUAUCAAUGCAGCUGUGUGUCUGUGCAAGUCCUGUGUGUGUUCAACGUCAUUUGCCAGACUCCUUCUUGGCCAGUAACUUCAUGGAGUCAAGAAAUAGUUUGGCACAACAGGAAAAUGGCGAAUUGUUGAUUUUAUACUUCUGUUUUCAGAUUAACAUUUCAAUGUUAAGAUUAAAACAUGUAAAAAAGAAUUGCCUAAGAGGAACUGGUAGGCUCUUAUUAAAUCUUUUUUUAAACGUUUUGGAUGGAACUAGGCUAGCUGUUAACUCUAGUGUCCAAUCUUUAUGCCAAGCUCUAAACUCAACUUGAGAGUUUUAUCGAUCUUCUCAACUCAAGAAAGUGAAUAUGUGUAUUACUUUAAAUUACAAAUGAUUCCUUUUAGAUGCAUUGUUAUGAUAUAUGAAUUGUAUUAAACAUAUGUGAAGUAUUAGGUGGUUACAGUCAUUUAUUGAAAGGGAACAUAAAAGGGACUAAAUGUGAUUUUCACGUUCAGGUUCAUGAACUGAAGUGUUUCCUUAUUUACAGACAUCUCUCCUGCUGAGCUCGAUGCUCUUUGGAGGGAACCACCAUAUACUCUUGGGGGAGCACAUGAACACUUCUCAGAAAAUGACAUCAUGACUCAAGGUGCAGGUGAGGAGGAGGACGGUCCAGUGGUGCAGUCAGGUGAAGGAGGGGUGGAGCCUGACAGCUACUGGAAGAAGAAAGAAGCCUUCCUCAGAGGAAGUACUGUGACACUGGGAGAGAAAUUCUCCUCAGAAAUUGAGCUGCUGUUCACUGGGCGGAGGCGCUCCAGCAUGGAUCCUGACCGGGCGCUACAGGAGGCGCUCCGCACCCGACUCCGAGUGGUGGAGAGUAGCAGCCAAGACGUCAUCCAGCUCUUUAAAGACUUGUCAGCACGUCUGGUGUCUGUCCACGCUGAGAAGGAUAGCUUCGUACUCACAUUCAAGACUGUGGAGGAAAUCUGGAAGUUUUCAACUUACCUAGCAUUAGGCUAUGUGGCUCGCUGCUUGGAGAACUUCCUGUGUGAUCAGUCCUUCUGGCUGGACCCGGAGCUGCUCAGUGACCUGCAGAUCAAUGUAACUGUGGACGAGGAACAUCUGGCCACCCUCUACCUGGGACUGUUACUCCAGGAGGGAUCCUUCUUCGCUAAGGCACUAUACACAAGAAGUGAUCAGGACGAGGACGACGAAGAACAGCUGUCGUUCAAAAAGAAUGACUUGCUGACGGUGAGGGACACAGGGCAGGACAACAUGUGGGAGGGCACCAUGCUCUCCACAGGAAACCAUGGCCUGGUGCCGGUCAACGCUAUGCAACCCUUGCCUUACCCCUUCUAUCAGUGGUUCCUGAGGAAGUACCCAAGCAACGCUGGAUGCUCGCAAGCAGAAAAGGAACCAUUAGAUCAUUCUAUCGUGACAGGUUCCUGUGUAGCAGUGGUCGACUACAGUCCAGUGGGCAUGGAUGAGCUUCAGCUGAGUCAAGGUGACAUUGUGGAGAUCCAGGGUCUACUAGUCCGAGGCCUGGCCAUGUUCAUAGCAACACACACUUCCACAGGUCGCACUGGUUUCGUACACAAGGCCCAUGUCAAGCCUCGGGACACCAUACCCCUAGACGGUCAGUUGGUCUUUCUGACAGAGGAGGAGAGGGCCAGCCUGGCUAAGGUUAAGCCGUGUAGCUCUGACAGCGACAGCGGCCUGCUGGAAAGACUGUUCUCGUGUGACAUCAGCUCUGUGUACAGGCUAGACAGACUGGAUGAGACAGACUUCACGUACAUCAGGAAUCGCCCAAAAGAUGAGCCUAAGGUUCCUGCAAGCACCCGUCAGAGCGUCAUGUCAGAGAAAAGUGAAGGGACACCGCCGUACCACUCCUCUCCUCGCCACUCUCUCUCUCACUCCUCCCCUCGUCUGUCCCUCUAUCAGUCCCACAAUCCUCUGCCACGUGAGGGAGAGCGGCUGUCCUUCACUCUGGAGGACACAUUCAAAGAACUGGACGAGUACCAGGAAGACCCACCUCUCUUUGUGGAGGAGAACAGCUGGGAGAGGGAGGACUCCGAGUUCAGUGACCCCACAUUGACCCUGCUCAACCACGAGCAUUUCCAGGAGGAAUUCCUGCCUCUGUAUGACCUGCAGUAUUCCUUUCUUUGGGUGACCUUCAGUGGCAAGACUGAGGACGAGCUAUCAGGUUACCUAGAGAGUGUCAGGGAGUAUGCUAAGAGGAUGGGCUUGCACUGGGCCCAUCGACGGGCAUGUUUCCUCCUGGGAAGACUCUGUGCCCGGAAGCUAAAAUUAUCGCAGGCCCGUGUGUACUAUGAGGAGGCUCUCAGUGUCCGUGUGGACAGUUUCUCUGACAUGCCGCUCCUCAUCGCUCUCUUCACAAACCUCACCGCUGUCUACCUGAAGCAACGUAUGACGGACAAGCUGCCCCAGACUCUGGAGAAGGCCAGUGCCCUGCUCCUCUGUCUCCCCUGCCACUCCUUCACCUCCACGGACGAGGUUGAACUGCUGCAGCUGCUCCUGAGGAGAUCGGUGGUGUUGGGGGACAAACACCUGGAGGCUCGUGUCUGCUACCUCUUCUCCAGCCUCUUCCUGCUUCUCAGGAAGACUGACGAUGCCCUUCCCUUCGUUGAGCGACUCCAGUUUCUCUCUGUGACUCUCUCUGCCUCCGAGGGACGUCCCAUUGUACCUUUGGACCUCAACUGGCUCUUGAGCUGGCUCUAUCAUCGUAAAUACAUGCCUUACUUAGCGCUGGCCUCUCUGAGCCUGGACUCAAGACAAGACCACUCCCUCCACGAUGCGUUCCAGAGGAUUGAGUUGUUUAUCAGGAACUCUGUUCGCCUGAACCCGUGCUGGAAGGAAGGAACCUCCCUGCUCCCUGCCCAGAUUGUGAUUUACCUUCAGCAGGCCCUGAUUAUAGCUGAGCAAGGGGAGGACUUGAAGACCCAGAGGGAUCUUUGUCAGGGCUUGGCCACAGUCUAUCAGCAGUAUGAUGCUCUAGAUAAGGCGGUGCGCUGUGCUCAACAAGCUGUGGAGACUGGAGGCUACAUCAAUGAGGAGGAGGGCUUUGAGGCCUCUGUGCUGCUUGGGUGGCUGCUGGUGUUGACGGGCCAGGCUGAGAAGGCCCAGAGUGUCCUACAGCCACUGCUCACAUCACUACAGGGCACAGACAGUCCCACGCAGCGAGGAGUGAUCCACAACCUCUUGGCUUUGUGUCUGAGGCGGCAGGAUCGCAUCCCAGAGGCAGGCUGGCAUCUCCACUCUGCAUUAGUAAUCUCCAGGGAAUGUGGAAACCAGAGGAACCAAGCACUGGCAUUGGCCAACCUGGGCUGCUUGGCACUGGAUGUGGGGGCAUCGUUAGUGGCAGAACGCUUCCUGGUCAGAUCCCUGUGUCUUUUUCUGGAGCUUUGGGAAAGCCCCACAGACGAGGAACAUGUUCAGACCUGUCUUUGGCUGGGGCGGAGCUACAGAGACAGGAGGAAGAAUCAGGACAGCAGGGCGUGUUAUGAAAUGGGGCUACUUAUUGCACUACAUGCCAGAAACUUACAUAGUCAGAUGGUGGUGGCCAAGGUGCUGAGUCGGCUGUAUGCUGACAUGCUGCUGUACGGUCAGAGUAUCGUCUACUAUGAGCACUGUGUGUCGGUAUCCAGAGAGCUGAAGGACAAGAGACUGGAGGGGGAGUAUCUGGAAAUCCUCAGCAACCAAUAUCUCUCACUCAACACUGAAAGAUCAUCUCGUAAAUCUCUGGACUACACCAAGCAGAGCCUGAGGAUUUCUAUAGAUUUGGGCAAGAGAGAGGAGGAGUCAGAGACCUGGCUGCAGGUGGGGCGCAUCUAUUACCUCAUCCAUGAAGAUGAGCUUGCUGAUAUGUAUCUGCAGGCAGCAGUGAAGACAGCCCUGAGGAUGAAUGAUCAUCACUUUGUUAUGAGCAUCUACGAGGAGGCCGGAGACGUCUACUUUAAAGGCAUCAGGAACCGAAUGGCUUCAUUGCCUUUCUACAGGGAUGGCGGUCUGCCAUUUGCACGGAGCAUCAGGGACGUCCAUUCAGAGUUCCGUUUGUUGAGUAAACUGACAGAGCUGUUAAUGAACCAGGGAGAGCAGGAGGAGGCUCUGCAGUACGCAACACUGGCUGUUCAGAUCGCCAGCAAAACAGAUGUACAUGUGAAUGAGAGGACAGCCUACCACCGGCUGGCUACAGUCUACUACAGCCUGCAGCAGUAUGAGAUGGCAGAAAACUACUACCUCAAGUCCCUGUCCCUCUGUCCGCCUGUCCUGCAGGACCCUAAGGAGGCUCACUACUUCACCAAGCUCUACUGCAGGCUAGGCAAUCUCACUCUUCACAAACUGAAGGAUUCUUUUGAUGCAGUGGGCUACUUCCAGUUGGCUCUGGCAGCGGCCCUGGAAGACCAAGCUCACCCGGAGGCUCUGUAUGUGGUGUACAUGAAGCUGGCCGAGAUCCACGGCAACCACAUGCCCGAUGCUCAGCUGUGCCAAGUGUACAGAGACAGAGCCCAGAGUCUGAAGAGAGUUCUCGCCAGAGAGGAAGGCGCUGCUGCUGGAGAGGAUGCAGACACAGAGUCUGGCCCAAAGAAGGAAGUGGACUCUAAUGCUGAUAUGGAGUGUACAGAAAGUUUGGUGAAGAGAAACAGCGCUUUCAUGUCUGCAUCUGAAAAUGAAAAAUGUGAAGAUAAAUCAUUUCCAAGAACUUGUAUAAUCCAUGGAGACCAAGGAGCUAUAUGUACAGACACUCAUCUUGGAGAUACUAAUGGGGGGAAAGAUCACAGCAUGGCAGCUGAAAGCCCUUUUAUGAAUGCCUUCGGGUCUGAGGCAGAAACCAUGGGCAGUCAGUCGUACAGUGACAGUAUUCUUACCGAGUCCUUUGAUACAGCCAAGGAGCAGAUCUCAGACUCCAGCAGCUCCACUGACACUUUACAAACUUACCAUAAUCCAACAGAUGAGAAAUACUUUGAUACUGACCACAGCACGCCUAGUCAAAUACCUGAUAAUCAAACAAGUGACAUCACAAGACACACAGAUGCCCAAAACACAGAUUCUGAUAUUCAGGAUGAACAAAACACACCCACUAAAGAAACACAUGUGUGUGCAGAUUCUAUUGAAAAACAUGUCAGUGCUGAGGACAAUCAGUCUGAUACUGACCGGACAGAGACUGUUAGCACGGACUGAUAACGCUGUGAGCGAGGACGACUACACAGAGAGAGUUAAAUGUGACACUAUUGACACACACAGUGAGUCUUUCUGUGUCACUUAAUGUUCUUCACUGACAUUUCCUGGUCACAUGUUUCUGGACCAGCACAUUGACUACGUUCCAGUCACAUGGCACUUAUUGUAGGAAAGAUGAUGUCAAUACUGUUGGACAGAGAUUGUGUGACUCUAAAGCAUGUGCCUUUUGUAUAUAUAAUAUAUUCUGUGGUUAUUAUGUUUUCUAAGUGUAUGUUUUUGUAUCUCUGGAAGAUAUGACUCACACAUAAAGAAUGUUAUUUUGUUU